AGUGAGUGAGAGAGAGAGAGAGAGAGAGAGAGAGAGAGAGAGAGAGAGAGAGAGAGAGGGGGGAAAACUCGGUUCUCGGUAUCACACUCGACAGAGCCAGGUUACUGUUUAUCCUGCUGCACCUGAGGACUCUUUAUUUCAUCACAGAAAUGCAGGAGGAUGGGAAGAUAGUGGAUGGUGGACUGCUGUGUGAUGCUAACGGUGUGGGUUCGGGCUCUGGGAGGCAGAAGGACAGUGGGAAAUGGCAGAGGCCACGGUUCACCAGGAAGGCCCUGAUGAGGUGCUGCCUUCUUCGCUGGAUCGUCGCCAGCACCAGCCCCAAAGAGCAGGACGGUGAGCAUAAUCACGACAGCAGCGACAGUGACUUGGAGCUGGCCACCGUCAGGCACCAACCCGAGGGCCUGGAGCAGCUUCAGGCUCAGACCAAGUUCACCCGCAAGGAGCUGCAGUCGCUCUACAGGGGCUUCAAAAACGAAUGCCCGAGUGGCCUGGUCGAUGAGGAAACUUUCAAGACCAUCUACUCUCAGUUUUUUCCCCAAGGAGACGCCACCACAUACGCUCACUUCCUGUUUAACGCUUUCGAUCUGGACAGAAACGGCUCCAUUCGCUUCGAGGACUUUGUGAUCGGCCUGUCUGUGCUCCUGAGGGGUUCCGUCACAGAGAAACUCAACUGGGCCUUCAACCUGUACGACAUCAACAAAGACGGCUACAUCACCAAAGAGGAAAUGCUGCUGAUCAUGAAAUCUAUCUACGAUAUGAUGGGCAGAUACACUUACCCCAGCGUACGAGACGAAGCGCCGUCUGAACACGUGGAGAAGUUUUUUCAGAAAAUGGACAGAAAUCAAGACGGCGUGGUGACAAUCGAGGAGUUCAUCGAGACGUGUCAGAAGGACGAAAACAUCAUGAGCUCCAUGCAACUCUUCGAGAAUGUGAUAUAAAGAUAUAAAGCAGACCAACAACAAUGACAACAACAACAACAAAAAAAACUCCUUGGGAAAAAAUAAAAACACUCCUUCAUUGUUCCAAAUCUUCUCACAGAAAGCCAGGAGCACAGCAUCCGGCACUCCAACUGGCACCAAUAAAGACAGCACACAGGGGGUAAAAUGGCCAAGGAGGGGGAGGGGGGAGGGGGUAUUACUGCACGGCACUAUGUAUACGAAGAAAAAAAAAACGGAUGAGAUCAGAUCUUCGUUUUCAUCGGUUCUGCUCCCUGCUCCAGUCCGAACAGAUCAUGUGGAUCGUCAUGUAGUCAACGCUGUUCCUACAACGACCACCAGGGGGCGUCAAACACUCAAAGAAGCACAAGGGAGGGAUAGGAUGGGGAAAAGCACCAUAAAAAAGAGACUAAGACAAAAAUAAUCAAACUUAAGCAUGCUCAUCCGAAAGGACGUGUGAUUUUUCGUGGUUUGCUUGCACUGAGAAUUACAAAGUUGUACAUUUCCUUCUUUUUGUUGGAGGGCCAGUAUAUUUCUCCUGAAACGCACACACACACACACACACACACACACACACACACACACACACACACACACACACACAUUACAGGACUCAUAUGUAUAGCGUGACGUAGCGUAACUUCUAAUUUCAGCUUGAAUCUUUAUUGCACUGAUCAUCAACGAGGGAUCUAAGGUGACAUAUCAGGCCACGGUUUUGGCUUUUUUCUUCUUCUUCCAAACAAAAUAAUAACGUGUGUUAAGUAUUUUCAAGUUUUGUUUAGUGAUAUUCAGAUUAAAUUCAGGGUGUGAGGGCGGCAGGGUGUUGUGAGAAGAAUGAACUUUAUUAUAAUUCGAACCCACACAUGCAGCGAUGUAAAUGUGUUCAUAUUAUUUAUUCUGUUUCGUUUGAUAAAGAAUAUUAUCUUAUGUUGUUCUGAUGAAUAAAGAUGCACUUCUCUUAAUCCGA
Messenger RNA from Tachysurus fulvidraco (yellow catfish), 1902 nucleotides. It is a transcript of the gene kcnip3a, whose product is annotated as Kv channel interacting protein 3a, calsenilin. Bases 150 to 938 code for a protein of 262 amino acids. The transcript is spliced from 10 exons. The record is from RefSeq and is a predicted model, not a curated record. Gene Ontology annotation, cellular component: voltage-gated potassium channel complex; nucleus. NCBI's taxonomy places the organism in Eukaryota, Metazoa, Chordata, Actinopteri, Siluriformes, Bagridae. Gene Ontology annotation, molecular function: DNA-binding transcription repressor activity, RNA polymerase II-specific; calcium ion binding; potassium channel regulator activity. Gene Ontology annotation, biological process: regulation of potassium ion transmembrane transport; negative regulation of transcription by RNA polymerase II.